GUGAGUAACGCAUUAUGCACCUUAUUUCUGCCCCAAUCACAACCACCAAAUAAAACCCAUUUUCCCCCAAAUUCCCUCUAACAAAUCUUUAUUUACCAUGAAUCCUAUCACACUCUCCACCACCCUCUUCCUCCUCCUCGUUACGGCCAUCAACGCCACUACAUUCUCCACCGACAUAUUGGCCCUCAAAUCAAUCAAAUCCGGCAUCAACCCCACCACCAUUCCACCCUACUCCUGCCUAGCCUCAUGGAACUUCACCUCUGACCCAUGCUCCAACCCCCACUUCACCCACUUCCUCUGCGGCCUCUCCUGCUCUAACAACCGAGUCACCCAACUCACUUUCGACCGAGCCGGCUACUCCGGAACUCUCUCCCCACUCGUCUCCCAACUCACCCAACUCAUCACUAUCGAUCUCUCCGAUAACAAGCUCUCCGGCCCAAUCCCCAUUUCUCUUUUUUCCCUCCCAAAUCUCCGGACACUUAACCUCCGAUCCAAUUCCUUCUCCGGAACCAUCCCACCUGCUCUUUCCGGAUUAAAAACAAUCGAAACGUUGGACAUUUCGCAUAAUUUGUUAACCGGGGCAUUGCCUGACUCACUGAGUCAACUCGGUUUGACUCGGCUUGAUCUGAGCUUUAAUAAAAUUAAGGGACUCAUCCCGAAACUGCCACGAAACUUAAUUGAGCUUGCGUUGAGAUCUAAUUUACUAUCUGGGUAUUUACAAUCGGCUUCAUUUACUGAGUUGACUCAGCUGGAAGUUGUGGAACUCGGUGACAACUCGCUGACUGGAACUAUUCCUGGAUGGUUUUUUCUCUUGCCAUCACUCCAGCAAGUCAAUAUCGCAAAUAACAAAUUCACAGGUAUCGAGAUUUUAAAACCCGUCAACAGCAACCUCAUCGCGGUGGAUGCUGGAUACAACAAAAUCACGGGAUACUUAUCCGCAAACUUCUCGAACUACCCUAUGUUGUCUUCGCUAACACUCCGAUACAACAAGCUACAUGGACCGAUCCCCACGGAGUACAGUACAUUGAAGCGGCUGUUUCUUGACGGAAAUUACUUAAACGGGAUGCCGCCGAAGGAGUUCUUCAGCGGAAAAUCAUCUGUGUCCGGCAGCUUAGGGGACAAUUGCCUGAAGAGUUGUCCGGUAUCUUCGGAGCUUUGUUUGAAGUCUCAAAAGUCAUUGGCUAUCUGCCAGCAAGCAUAUGGUGGGAAAGUGAAGCAAAAGUCAUAGUGUCAGCCCAUGUUUUCCGACACUACUUUUAGUUUUUUAACUUUUUGGUCAUAACUUUAGUUAUGUUCGAAUCUAUUAAUUGUAUUCAUAAAUACUUAGGUUAGAUUAUUAAAUAAUGAAUAAUAGAGGUCAUGGUUAGGUCAUCAA
Messenger RNA from Helianthus annuus (common sunflower), 1375 nucleotides. Its product is annotated as LRR receptor-like serine/threonine-protein kinase ER1. Lineage: Eukaryota; Viridiplantae; Streptophyta; Magnoliopsida; Asterales; Asteraceae. Gene Ontology annotation, molecular function: protein binding. The coding region runs from base 98 to 1228 and encodes 376 amino acids. The record is from RefSeq and is a predicted model, not a curated record. The transcript is spliced from 2 exons.